CGCCGGAGUCAAAGCCGGUUCCCGGCCCAGUCCUGUCCCGCAGCAGCCUGCCUCUUCUUUCCUUUCAACAUGACAGAUGCCGCUGUGUCCUUCGCCAAGGACUUCCUGGCAGGUGGAGUGGCCGCAGCCAUCUCCAAGACGGCGGUAGCGCCCAUCGAGCGGGUCAAGCUGCUGCUGCAGGUGCAGCAUGCCAGCAAGCAGAUCACUGCAGAUAAGCAAUACAAAGGCAUUAUAGACUGCGUGGUCCGUAUUCCCAAGGAGCAGGGAGUUCUGUCCUUCUGGCGCGGUAACUUGGCCAAUGUCAUCCGAUACUUCCCCACCCAGGCUCUUAACUUCGCCUUCAAAGAUAAAUACAAGCAGAUCUUCCUGGGUGGUGUGGACAAGAGGACCCAGUUUUGGCGGUACUUUGCAGGGAAUCUGGCAUCGGGUGGUGCCGCAGGGGCCACAUCCCUGUGUUUUGUGUACCCUCUUGAUUUUGCCCGUACCCGUCUAGCAGCUGAUGUGGGUAAAGCUGGAGCUGAAAGGGAAUUCUGAGGCCUCGGUGACUGCCUGGUUAAGAUCUACAAAUCUGAUGGGAUUAAGGGCCUGUACCAAGGCUUUAACGUGUCUGUGCAGGGUAUUAUCAUCUACCGAGCCGCCUACUUCGGUAUCUAUGACACUGCAAAGGGAAUGCUUCCGGAUCCCAAGAACACUCACAUCGUCAUCAGCUGGAUGAUCGCACAGACUGUCACUGCUGUUGCUGGGUUGACUUCCUAUCCAUUUGACACUGUUCGCCGCCGCAUGAUGAUGCAGUCAGGGCGCAAAGGAACUGACAUCGUGUACACAGGCACGCUUGACUGCUGGAGGAAGAUAGCUCGUGAUGAAGGAGGCAAAGCUUUUUUCAAGGGUGCAUGGUCCAAUGUUCUCAGAGGCAUGGGUGGUGCUUUUGUGCUUGUCUUGUAUGAUGAAUUCAAGAAGUACACAUAAGUUAUUUCCUAGGAUUUUUUCCCCUGUGAACAGGCAUGUUAUAUUAUAUAACAUAUCUUGAGCAUUCUUGACAGACUCCUGGCUGUCAAUUUCUCAGUGGCAACUAUUUACUGGUUGAAAAUGGGAAGCAAUAAUAUUCAUCUGACCAGUUUUCUCUUAAAGCCAUUUCCAUGAUGAUGAUGGGACUCAAUUGUAUUUUUUAUUUCAGUCACUCCUGAUAAAUAACAAAUUUGGAGAAAUAAAAAUAUCUAAAAUAAAAAAAAAA
Molecule: messenger RNA, 1231 nt
Organism: Rhinopithecus roxellana (golden snub-nosed monkey)
Lineage: Eukaryota; Metazoa; Chordata; Mammalia; Primates; Cercopithecidae
Product: ADP/ATP translocase 2
Exons: 1
Biological process (GO): mitochondrial ADP transmembrane transport; mitochondrial ATP transmembrane transport
Cellular component (GO): mitochondrial inner membrane
Molecular function (GO): ATP:ADP antiporter activity
Source: RefSeq, a predicted model, not a curated record